Molecule: messenger RNA, 2396 nt
Organism: Sitodiplosis mosellana (orange wheat blossom midge)
Lineage: Eukaryota; Metazoa; Arthropoda; Insecta; Diptera; Cecidomyiidae
Gene: Wdr37
Product: WD repeat-containing protein 37
Exons: 5
Coding region: 714-2132 (472 amino acids)
Cellular component (GO): preribosome, large subunit precursor
Molecular function (GO): protein binding
Source: RefSeq, a predicted model, not a curated record
CUCUCGCAUAGCAUAGCACAGAGUCGCAAAUGUUGCUCCUUUUAUCAUAACAAGAAUAUUACUGUACAUUCGACUAUUUAUUAUUCAUUCGCAUACGUAUACACGUACACGGGCAUAGCAUACCCAUAUGUUUUAGAGAGCAUUUCAGCUCUCCCGUAAUCGAGACGGAAUAUUAUUUAACACUUGAGUGCACUACAAAAGCACACAUCGAUGCAAAAUAGCACGCAUCGGAUUUCUUUUAAAAAUAACUCUCUCAUCAAAAUACAUUCAUGUUGAGCGCUAGAAAACGUCGAAUUGUGCGAAAUUUGAGUGUGAACGCAAAUCUAAAACGAAGAAAUCGUGAAAAACAAAACAAAAACUCGUAACUUAAAAUCUUAAAUUAACUGUUCUGCAUGUGCAAGCAAAUUCAGUUGAUGCUGUUUUUCUCCCCAAAUUGUGUAAUAAGUGCAAAAAAGGCGAUUUUAUUUAUGCUACAUCAAAUAAAAGGUAUUAAGAAAGCACAUUAAUCGAAAGAGCGCAGAGAGACGGAGGAGCGAUAUUUCAUCGAAAACAUUUGGAAAUAAGACGAAACGGCCGAAGAGGAAAAAAAAUUAAAUUGUUUGUUCAGUGUGUGUUGUUGUUUGAGAGACGAGAUUUUGAGCUUCUCGUAUGGUUUUGUGCAAUUUCGUUUAUCUUUUUGACAUCUAACUCCGAGGUUAAAAUAGGCUCAAGCAAUGCCAUUGGACAAUACGUAUGCACAAAAAUUCGCGGAAAAGUCACGGCGACUGACAAGCUUGGCCGAAGAUUUCCCAGGCGAAGAUGCUCCAUUUCGACAGCGACUGCAUUUGUUGUUCUCACAAAUUGAAAAAGAAUUUGAAUUGGUGUUUCUAGAGAAUCUAAGCUUACAAGAGAAAAUUGAUCAACUGGUCGCUGGUGGAAAUCGGGAGCCUGGAACGGGCGAACGAUACAAUCAACAAGAUAUCGAAGCGGACAUUGUAUCAAGCAAGAGUAGCAAAUCAAAAGUGGGAUUAAGUACACCGGGCAGCAGUAAAAUUAAAGCGAGUCAUAAAUUAAAAGCACAAACCAGUCGUAUCGUAUCAAGUUUUAAGACACAAUCCAUUGUUAGUCCAAAUGUGCGGGAUUUCGAUGGUCACAAAGAUGGUGUGUGGCAAGUGGCGACCAAAACGGGCCAUCCGAUCAUCGGCACAGCAUCGGCCGAUCAUUUGGCAUGCAUAUGGAAUGCAAACACAGGACGAUGUUUGUUACAAUAUCAGGGUCAUUCUGGUUCGGUGAACUCAAUCAAAUUUCACUUGAGCAAAGACUUAGUACUUACGGGCAGUGGAGAUUCAACCGCACACAUUUGGCAAGCGGCUGUCAAUUGGGAUGGCCCAUCGUCAACUUCGCGCAAAUGCUAUUCAUCCGAAGAGGAAUUGGAAGAUGGUGAAUCGAAUGAGGAUAGAGAUCGAGUUGAUGUGUUACGUACACCGCUUUGUGAAUUUGGCACAACGGCAAAUGUAGGUCAUUCAUCUGUUGUCGUCGCCGCCGAUUGGAUAUUCGAUACGGAGCAAAUUAUCACCGCCAGUUGGGAUCGCACAGCCAUUUUGUGGGACAUUGAAACACGUGAGCCCCUUCAAACGCUCAGUGGCCAUGAUCAUGAACUUUGCCACGUUAGCUCACAUCCGUCACAAAAAUUAGUGGUGACCGCGUCAAGGGAUUCAACAUUUCGUUUAUGGGAUUUUAGAGAUCAAAUACCGGUUGUUUCGGUAUUCCAAGGGCACACAGAAAGUGUCACAUCAACUGUUUUAACCAGAGAUGAUAAAGUAGUCUCUGGUUCGGAUGACAAAACCGUCAAAGUAUGGGAGCUAAGAAAUAUGCGGUCAGCUCUAACCACCAUCAGACUCGAUUCGGCUGUUAAUCGAAUCUCAGUGUCAAACGGCGGCAUCAUCGCCAUACCUCAUGACAAUCGACACAUUCGACUGUUCGAUCUCAAUGGCCAACGAAUCGCACGUUUACCACGCACAAGCCGACAGGGUCAUCGUCGAAUGGUAUCGUCCGUCGCAUGGGCCGAAGAAAUGCCAUUCAAUUUAUUCUCCAGCGGAUUCGAUCGUAGAGUUAUAGGAUGGUCGAUUAGUCUAUCUAAGGAAAAUCAAUAGAGCUUAAAAUUUAAACUAAUUACUUAAAUAUUUGUAUCAUGUGGAUAGUGGAAGCUCUAACAUUAUUAUUAUUAUUAAUUAUUACUAUAAAAGAAACACACUGAAUACGACUCUAUAUGGAUAAGAUUUUAUUCACUCUAGUUAUUAGAUCACAUUGAAAUUCUAUUUAAAAAACCAAACAAAUGUCCUGUAUAAAAACAUCAAUGAGAAUAUGAGCUAAAUUCAAAAGUAAAGAAUGCGAGAACUUUUAACUUCAUCUAAAAA